AUGAGCUUCUCGCGGCCCCUGCGGCGCUCCGUGAGCCUGAGCCAAGCCCGGACCCUGCGGCUGGUGGUGCUGGGACAGGGCGCCGUGGGCAAAACAGCUCUAACUGUGAGAUUCAUCACCAAGAGAUUCAUUGGGGAUUAUGACCCUACUCUAGAAAUGAUUUAUAGACACACGGCUGCCAUCGACGGGGAGAUGGUGCACUUUGAGAUUCUCGACACAGCAGGACAGGAGGAAGACUCCUUGCAGAUCGAGGAGAAGAUCAAGUGGGGCGACGGCUUUGCCGUGGUGUACUCUGUGACCGACCGGUGCAGCUUCGACGAGGUCAUGAGGCUGUGCUUCCUCAUCAACCACAUCCACUCGAGCCCCAAGCGGAGCAGUGGGAGUGACCAGCCGCCCGUGGUGAUUGUUGGCAACAAGAAGGACCUGCAGUUUGACCGGAUGGUGUCUUGUGAGGAUGGCGAGAACCUCUCCAAAGCCCUGAAGCAUCCUUUCUACGAGAUCUCCACCAGGGACAGCUACGACGAGACCGUGGUGGUGUUCAACACCCUGUAUAAUGAGCUGAUGAGACAGGGGCACUUCUCCCCGGGCUCCUUCAAGAGGAGGGCCGUGUCUAAGCUGAUGGAAAAGAUUCCAAAGAUGCAUGCCAACUCCACCCUGAACUCUGGUGGCCGGAGCCUCAGCUUCAACUCCUUCAGGGACUACAUACCGGAGUGA
This is a messenger RNA of Emys orbicularis (European pond turtle), 714 nucleotides long. RefSeq names its product ras-related and estrogen-regulated growth inhibitor-like. Gene Ontology annotation, molecular function: GTP binding; GTPase activity. The coding region runs from base 1 to 714 and encodes 237 amino acids. The record is from RefSeq and is a predicted model, not a curated record. Lineage: Eukaryota; Metazoa; Chordata; Testudines; Emydidae. The transcript has 4 exons.